Messenger RNA from Notechis scutatus (mainland tiger snake), 3130 nucleotides. The record is from RefSeq and is a predicted model, not a curated record. NCBI's taxonomy places the organism in Eukaryota, Metazoa, Chordata, Lepidosauria, Squamata, Elapidae.
ACAACAAACUUCACAUUUUGGUUUUGACACUUGCUUAGAGUGAGCAAUCUGUGUUUCAAAUGUGGGAGAAAGAUUUUAACCUGUAUGAUACCACAAAAAUGCAUGAUGAGGAAGCUGAGGAUGACAUCCCUAUGCAGCUUGUCAUUCAGCAAAGCCUACAGGACAUACCCGGAAGCAAGACAGUGGCUACUGCAAAGAGUGACAGCAUUUGUUUCACAAGAAGUCCAGAUUACAGAAAGAUCAUCACUGCCAUUCGGACAGUUAAAUCUUUCAUACUCAUAACAGGUGAAGAAGAGUCUUUACUUAAGUUGACGAGGAAUGGAUCUGCUUUUCAGGAAGUAGACUCCCAAGGUUGGCUUCCUCUUCAUGAAGCAGCAGUACAACCAAACAAGAACAUUCUAGAAAUUACUUUGAAAGCCUCACAUCCUAGUGUCUGGCAACAGACCAACCUGAAAGGAGAAACUCCCCUCUUUCUAGCUGUGGACAAAUGUCUUGUGAAAAAUGUCAAUGUUCUGCUAAUUAAUGGGUUUGAUCCUGAUAUUAAGAAUGAAGAAGAAGAUUCUGCUUUAAUUAUUGCAAUUACACACGAAUCAUAUGAAAUUGCUUCCUUGUUGAUACAAUUUGGAGCCAAUACCAAUCUACAGUGUAUCAACAAAAGGACAGCUUUACACGAGGCAGCCAGAUUAGGCUUGAAAGAUAUGGUGGAAUUACUGCUUUGGUCCAAAGCAGAUCCAGAUCCACGAAGUUCAUAUGGGCUCACCCCUCUAGCGUUGGCAGCACAGAAUGGGCAUACAGAAAUUCUGGAACUCCUACUGCGUAAAGGUGCCAACAUCCUUUCUCAAGCAUCAGAUUCUGCAUCUAUAUUAUUUGAGGCUGCUGGAGGAGGAAACCCAGAUUCCAUCUCUCUCCUACUAGAAUAUGGAGCUGAUGCCAACGUACCAAAGCAAUCUGGUCAUCUUCCUAUCCAUAGAGCUGCUUAUAGAGGUCAUUUCUUGGCUUUACAGAUUUUGAUUCCAGUCACAGAUUUCAAUGCCAUAAAGGAGAGUGGAAUCAGCCCACUUCACUCGGCAGCAGCAGGAGGACAUUCUCAGUGUCUUGAAUUUCUACUCAAAUCUGGGUUUGAUGCUAAUUUUAUGUUGCAUCGAAGAGUUCAGAAAAACUAUGAUGAUGAGAGAAGGUCAGCACUGUAUUUUGCGGUCUCUAAUGGGGAUAUUGAGUCUGCUCGUUUGCUCCUGGAUGCCGGAGCCCUACCAAAUCAAGACCCUGUUAAUUGCCUCCAAGUGGCCUUGAGAAUGAGUAACUAUGAACUCAUCAGUCUCCUGCUUCGCCAUGGAGCCAACGUGAAUUACUUUUGUAGAAUCAAUACAACCCAUUUUCCAUCGGCUCUACAGUACACACUGAAAGAUGAAGUCCUCUUAAGGAUGUUGCUGACUAAUGGAUACAAUGUUUCCCGCUGUUUUGAUUGUCCUCAUGGAAACAGCAAGCAUUCCAAGUACCUAUUUGAAGGGUGGACCUCAACUGUUAUCAAAGACACAAUGUUCUGUGAAGUGAUUACACUGUCAUGGUUAAGGCAUCUGUCUGGGAAGGUAGUGCGAGUGAUGCUAGAUUAUGUAGAUCAUAUUAGAAUAUGCUCUAAACUUCAAGAUACUCUUCAAGAACAAAAACUGUGGCCAGAAAUCAAAGCAAUUUUGUCAAACACACGUUCUUUGCAACAUCUUUGCCGUCUGAGAAUCCGAAAAUGCUUAGGACGUUUACGACUGCGCUGUCCAGUGUUCUUGACAUUUCUGCCAAUACCAAACCGUUUGAAAGAAUAUAUCCUCUAUAAGGAGUAUGACCUCUAUGGACAAGGACAUCUAAAAGGAAUCUACUAAGUGAAAUGCAUAAAAGUGCAGUUGGAAGAUAGCCUAUAUAUAAAUGUACAAAGAUAUUAAAAGCAUGUUUAAUAUAGAAUUCUAGUUGGUACCAAUAUAUCUGGUUGCUUUAUACUAGAGUGCAAAAAAGUACUUUGAUGAAGAGUUAAUGAAACGAAACACUAUCAAACCUCAAUGCAGUUUUGCAGAUCUGAUUUAUGGCAUUUUCAUUUGCAUAGAUAUAUGAACUAACCAUGUUAAUUUGAAAUAUCUAACACUGCACAAAUGUAAAUUAUGUAACAACACUCAAAUGAUGUACUCUGGGAGCUGAUGUCCCAAAACCCUGUGAUAUUUUGAUUCAAUGGAAGGAAGAUUGGUCUGGGAAAAAGGAGUUCCCUAUAAUAUUCUAUCAGUGGAGGGGGUUCUCCUUGCAACGCUCCAUAGGCUCACAAAAUCCACUGCAAUUUUUCCAUGUUAGCUGUAAAUAUUGAAAGCAGUUUCUUAAAGACUAGCAAGAGUUAAAUAUGACUGUGUGUCCUUUACUCAUAGGUGCCCACAUUGUACCGAAAUAAUUGCAUGCUGUUUUAACACAUAACAUUUUCAAGAAGUACAAGCAGGGCAUGACUAUACUGCCUAAUCUUGACUCUUUCUUUAUGAAUACUGAAUAUUCCCUUUAGAAGGAAAACAAUUUGCAUAUGUAAGAGGUGUUAAUUGGCACACACAAAAAUAGGUCAUGUAUAAACUCAUGGAAGAUCUUUUGGUUGGUACUUGUAUUUUUAAGCAAUACUUCUUGUAUAUAUCUUAAAAAUUAUAUUUAACUUUAAAAUUUGGCUUUCCAGGUGAAGUUUAGUCUUAGAUUUUGUAUAUGUGUUAUUCAGAUACCUUAAUAGCUUAGGGUUUUGCCGCCUAUAUCCUUAAGAUGCAAUUUAAAAUCCUAUGCCUUUUUUAUUGCAAGUAUUCAAAAACAAAGUAACUUCAAAACUUUGCAACUUCAAAAACAAUCUGUUUUACAACCCCAAAAGGUUUUCUUUGAAAAGCAGUAUUGUAAAUGAAGUAUUUCCAAAAUAACUGUCGCCAUGUACCUUUACAUUACAGGUGUAAUUAAAAUUGUAUAUCCUUGUCUUGUGUAUUGCCUACACCAAUUGUAUAUUUUUAGUUAUUUGACAAAGUAUUUGAAAUAUUUAUCAAAUAGUAUUAUGUCACAAGUAUUGCUUCAUCUUGUCUAAGAAACUGCAACCACUUGUUAAAAAUACAAUAUUUACAGAUUUAAUUUUCAUAGA